AAUACGUACAGUUAAAAAUAAAUAAUCCUCAUUCUUAUUUAAUUUGAACCUUCUUGUAUCCAAUUUAAAUAUGGCUACCCAUAAAUGGAAACGCCUACCAUCUUUUCGUGGCAAACUUAUUUCCAACCCUGUGUACAAAAUUGACUUGGACAAAACACCAAAAUUGUAUUCGAUCCAACUAAACGUGGAAUACCCUGAAGUUAUAUUUGAAAUUGUCCAUUUUGCGUACGAAUCUGGAGUUUACGUGGAAUUAUUUAAGUUUAGAUUGGCCAAGUAUAGCGAUCUAUGGUUCGACAUCGUUAAGGAUAUUGUCCACUUCAUCAAGGGCACACCCGAUAUUUUCGAAAAAUUGAAAUGCGUGCAAAUAAAGAAAGGAAAAAAUUUCGUCGAGACUAAGGGCGUUGGAUUUAUAAAAGAACGAAGGAAACUGUUGCAUACUUUCGAUGAUGACAUUUUUGUUGGUGAGUCUCGCUCACGGAAGGAUUUUGCACGGAAUGGGGCUAGACUGUCUUUAGUGUCAGAUUCCCAGCGGGAUAUUGAUGUUGACUAUCUGACCAAGAUGUUUACCUACGUUGAAGACAAAUUAAAACCCGGCGCAUAUAUGGCUAAAUCAAUUCGUAGAUCGAUGAUACGGGGAAUGUUUCCGUAUAUAUUUCCGGCCUUCCGUUUGACUGGAGGAUCAGUGGAAAGAAGUGUCCUAAAUCAGGUUGGAGAACUACAUGUAACCCAAAGAGCUAAUAUACGCGAAAUAAUACAUAAGUUUGAAGAUACCUGGACUUUGGAAGACUUGGACCUGAUGAGUAAAUUAUUACGGUUUCUCCAAGAAUUGCAAAUGCUAGAACGUAAUUACAAGGUGGAAGAAUUAACUAUGGGUGAAGGAUGUGAAAAUAUGAAUGAUAAUUUUCUCGGAAUGCACCAAUUCGUCGAAUCCAUAGAUGGCCUUCUUUUCAGUGAUAUGCGUCGUCAACUUACAUAUACGCAUCAUCGACUUGAAUACAUGCGUCUUAGACUUAAAGAUAUGCGUCAAGACCCUAAAUAUCAGAGCGAAGAGUUAAAGCAAAAGCGUGAACCAUUAUCCCUAUUUUACAGAUUCAAAAUGUUUGAAGAAUUCAACACCAGGGAAGAAAUUAGGAUGCUUGAAGAAUUUAGAAAAUUACAUGAAGACGUUGAAAACAUGCGUGAAAGAAAAUAUGCGCAUGAACGAUUAAUGAUUUCUGAACAAUUCAAAAAGCUUGAAGAACUAAUCCUACUACGAACGGAAACGCAGAAUGCCAAAAUUAUUCGAAAUGUAUCAAAACUGAUCCAUAAGUUAGGGUUUUCCACGCUUGAACUUAGUAAUCGCUUGAUAAGUAUUAUUCUGUGGGUUCUACUGGUUUUACUUUUUGUAACGGGAGCAUAUAUUUCUAUAUAUGGAGAUACUUUGGAAAAUAUUGGUACAACGAUUCACCUGUGGGUGUGGUGCUCCGUAAUACUUUCGUCGAUGCAACCUAGAUUGUCUUCGUACCGGAGUUAUGACAGUUCAAUCCUUUUUGCCGCGCAGAUUUUAUUUUCUUGCAUAAUUUCGAUCUUGUAUUAUGACGAGAAGUAUACACUUCCUUGGUGGUAUAUUGAUUUUGAUAUGUUCCAAAUAUUUGUAAUGCAACGAGCUGGCUACCAGUAUAACAAGGUGUUAGGAUUUGGCAUUUAUGUUUUUGUAAUUUGUACUCUCAGGAAGCUUUAUUAUCACACUGUUAUCGUAGCGGUAGUGAUUGUCGUAGACAGAAAUUUCCUUGGUUGGGUAAGGUUCAAGGUGAUUACUGCUGCAUUUUUAAUUCUUAUUUUACUAGUUGGAUUUGAUAUUUUAUACUUUUGUCUACAUACGCAGGGACCACCGUCGAAUUUUGAGCCGGUGUUGACUCAGCGUGUUUCCUGAACGCAUUAUGGCAUUGAUUAGUCCCACAUUUGUAGCGUUGUUUUGGGCAGCUUCCCUAAUUCCACACUCUCAAUAAAUUUUUGGUAUAGUUGCACUCGGCGGAAGUACAUUGCCGCUCCGGUAACAAUUGAUAACUGAAGAUAACAUAUUCAGUGGCUAAAUCCUAAUCAAUCCACAAUGUCGGAGCUCUAGUAAUAAAAACAAAAUAUGUAUAUGCUAGUAAUUGAAAGUUACAAAAUUCGAUAUUACAUAAAUGACAAUAUUUUCUGGUGUAUGAAAAGUAAUUUUAAAUCUUAUGCGAUAAGCUUCAUCUAAGAUUUGUCCAUGUUUGUACCCAUUCCUUCCGAAUAUCUUCUUUGUACAAAGUGUAAAAAUGAAAUCCAUAGGAUUGGAAUUUGUUUUGCAAGGGUUUGAAUUGCAAGCAAGAAAAUUGAACAUAUAAAUUAAUCGCCCUUGUAAAGUGGCGACUCUAAAAUUGCAGUCAGGGUACCGGUAUCUCGAAAAAGGCCUAGUAUGCCGGGUAUGUACUCGGCGGGUAAUACUCUGGGCAUCCCUACAGAUUAUAAAUAUAACGUUUUAAUAGAAAUUUGAAGUUUCGAGUAUUAAAGCCUCUACCCAUUUAUUUAAUAAAGUUUAAAAAUAUGCUAACAUAAUAUAUUUAAUAAAAUUGAAUAAUUGAUUAAAAUACUUAUGAAUUCCGCAAACCGUUUUGCGAGUAAUUCUCAUAUAUUUCUAUUGCAUGGAAAUUUUGCCUCCGGUUUUUGAGGAAUCUUUUGUCAAAUUUAUAUUUAGGUAUGUAUAUACAUAUCUGCAAGCAUGCAUGUAUGCAUUUAUGUACAUACAUAAGUACAUACUUAAUUUGUGUUUAUUGCAUAUAAACAGCUUUAAUCAUAGGUAAUACGUAGACGCUUUUUCAUACAAACUUCCAUAUAAAUACAUAUACAUAUGAACAUAGUUGGCAAUCCUAAUAGAUAUUUAAGUAACUAUGUACAUGUAUUAAGCUACGUUGUUGAGUAUUUGAGAUGUACAUAUGUACAUACAUGCUACAAAUUUUUUACACCAGUUUUCCUCUCUUAUUCCACUUUUCUGAGUGCAUCGCAGUUUUAAUCUUGAUUUGGUAGUGUUAAGUUCCUUCUUCACACACGGCUUUUGAGCAGAUAAGAUUACAUACCCUGAUUCAUAAUGCAUUCUAAUCCAUCCUCAAUUAAAGGAGGGGUAUGUUUGUACAUAUUUUUGGUGUUGUUUUGCUCCUCGGUGUUUACUCAACAAAGUGAGGAAGACGUUACGGAGAACAAUGGAUUAAUUAAUGAUGUCGAGGAAAAUGCCCAAGACAACAAUGGAAACCCGAGAGUUAAACAUUUCCUCGAUUUAACACCGUCUGAAAGAGAAGUGCUGGAUGAGUUUCGCCUACGUGUCGGACCAAAUUUGACAGCAUUUUACAUGGAAAGUGACGAAUUCCUGCUAAGAUUUCUGAAACCCUCCAAGUUCAACAUUUCCUCGAGCACGUCACUCAUCCUGGACAUGCUCACAUGGCGCAAAGAAAACAAUAUUGACGCCUUAUCGAGUGAGGAUUAUCCAGAAUUUGAGGCAGAGUAUGUAACUUAUCUGGAGGGGUGUGACCGUUCCGGGCGACCCGUGAUUUCUGUCCCUAUCGGGAAAUGGGAUAUCCGGUCCGCCUCGCUAGCCGGAUUAGGACCGCGACUGAGGCGCUUCAUGGACAAGAUUUUUGAGGACGCGACCUCCUUUUUGCGCAGCGUGAAUGACAUCGGGGUAGAGUUGUAUCAGGCCACGCUGAUCUUGGAUUUAGACGGUUUUGACAUGAAGACGCAUGGCUGUCCGAAAUGUAUGGAUCCGAUAUGUACAGUUGUACUUGUAUUUUUUCACGACGUUGCAAACUCACUAUCCUGGAUUUGUGGAGCAGAUUUAUUUUGUGAAUACCCCCCAAAUUGUCCAAUUAAUCUGGGGCGUUUACAAGGAAGUAUUCACCCCAGAAAUUAAGGCCAUGUCGACCAUCUACAUGAUGCAAGAUGUCGACUGGAAGGCCAAAUUGCAACAGGCCAUUCCACCCUCGUCCCUCUCCGUGCGACUCGGCGGGGACAAGUUGGCCCCCCUGGAACUCGUCUACCUCCGCCUGGGUCACACCAUGGUCUCCGCGCUCCACGACGUCGACGCCAUCAAACUGCACAACAAUUGCGAAAAGGAUCUCGCCAUGUAUGAAACCUUCAUUAAAGAGAUGAGCGUUGUCAUGGAGAGGAGGCAGAAUAUGUUGAGUAAAGCGAAAAACGAUUUAGGCGAUGGUUCUUCUAGUUUAGGGUGCAAUUAUAAUGAAGAAUUUCUUAAUUGAGAUGAGAUGGGAAUUUAAAAUGAAAAAUAAAUUAAAGUUUGAAAAAAGUUA
Messenger RNA from Folsomia candida, 4307 nucleotides. RefSeq lists its product as uncharacterized. The record is from RefSeq and is a predicted model, not a curated record. The transcript is spliced from 7 exons. The coding region runs from base 71 to 1912 and encodes 613 amino acids. NCBI's taxonomy places the organism in Eukaryota, Metazoa, Arthropoda, Collembola, Entomobryomorpha, Isotomidae.